CACUGUUGCUUUAGGAAAACAACGUCUCCCAUACUGAUUUCUAUCGAAGUUGUGUUGCAAGAGCUUGUCAAAUAGUUAUUACGAGAGAAAGCGAAAAAACUGAAGGCAAAUUAACCAUUAUCCCUUGAGCAGGUUAGGUAGAGUGCUGAGAGCCGAGCUGGCCUAUAUUUGAAAAUCACAUGACUGGUCCAAGGGGCCGGCCCUCACGAUAGAUGGAUCCGUUCAAGAAUCUGUCCUUAUCGCCUUCGUCUCUGGCAUUGUCAGUACCUUUGCUCGACAGCAGCGACGAGGCAAGUGACGAAAGGACUAGUUUUGUCAGAUCGGCAAAAUCGCAGCGGAAGUACGGAAGUACUACAAGCGGAAGUAGCAUGAAUGACUCCUUAUCACCUUCAAGAUUUCAUCCCAGUUGUCACAUGGAACACAGAGUUCAACCAGGAGAAACAUUGGCUGGAAUUGCACUUCGAUAUCAGACAACGAUGGAACACAUCAAACGUAUCAACAAAAUGUGGACCAGUGAUACCCUUUUUCUACGAGAAACCUUACUUGUCCCAUGUCCUGCAGAAGACUUCCCAGCUGGCACUGAAGCAUUUGCCAGAUUGAUGAUAGAAAAUGAAACGAAUGGAACUGUGUUUCCUACCUUGGAUGCAUCCUGUACGGAAAUCCCAUCGGUUUUCUCUGAAGUUAGCCUUAGGUCCAUGAAAAACAAUCCAGAGCUGGCGAGGACCAGUUCUGCUAGCAGUGCAAGUAGCACCAGUAUUGACUGUGACAAAAAUAUCCAUGAUUAUCUUGGUGACAUUGAUAGUCAAAUUAAAGAAGCCAAAUCAAAAGCGCAAAAAUUACAAAAGACAAGAUUAGAUGUCAGACAAAUCAACUUUAACCGUUUGUUAAUGUUCAUUGCUGGAAUACUCCUUUUUUCGGUUGCACCAACACUGUGUAAGAAAGUUAUAUUUCACUACACUACUGGAACGCUUGUUGGAGUAUUGGGUUCAAUUCUCAUUAUUGUCUAUCUUACUAGCAGGAUUAUUCCCAAAAAAUCUGGUGCUUAUGCUGUCUUGAUUGGUGGGAGCUCUAUAGUCUUUUACCUGAUCAGAAGUCUCUGGGAGAACAUGUACUCUGUGCUUCGAGAAUAUCAUUACUAUGUGAUUGCUUACCUAGCCGCCAGUUCAGUGAUUAGUUUCGCAUUUUGCUACCGAUUUGGUCCAGUCACAAAUACUAGAACCAUUAAUCUCCUUCAGUGGUCUCUUCAGUUGUGUGGCUUGUACCUAGUGUUUGAAAGCAGUGAACAUAAAGAAGGAGCAAUGGCCAUAAUCUUAGUCACGGUUGUCUCGCAUAACUUUCCGGGAGCGUGGUGGGCUCGAUGCCAGACACUGUGGUUCAAAAGAUUUCCCCCUACCGUGCGCUUAUUAACCGAAGAUGAAUACGUCGAUCAAACUCGAAUUGAAACUGAACGAGGACUAAAGGAAUUACGAGAAUUCAGCAGAAGUCCCCAAUGCAACGCCUGGAAAACGAUGAAUCGACUUAAGGAUCCCCUCAGGAUGCGAACUAAACCUAGUCCUCGUUGUAUUGAAUUCGUCUCGACUCCACCUAAAAAUAAUCGAAAUAGAAGGUCUUCUCGAUUUGCCGAAUUUGUGGAGGGCAAGUCACAUCUCUCAGAUCGUGAAGUGCUCGACUACGAGACGACAGCGUAUAGAGAGAGCGAGACAUGGACGGACGACGAAUCAGAUGAAGAAUGAAACAGUGAAAAUGAUCAAUUAAAUGCAAGAAACAAACUUUUUAUUUCCCCCUUUUUUUCUGGAGGGUGAGGAGGAGGUCGGAGAGUGAGAGUUGAAAUUUGAAAGCAAAGUCGAUUUCAAAGCAAUUAAUUUCAAUACAUGAAAAUCAUAAAAGAAA
Daphnia pulicaria is the source of this 1890-nucleotide messenger RNA. Its product is annotated as nuclear envelope integral membrane protein 1-like. NCBI's taxonomy places the organism in Eukaryota, Metazoa, Arthropoda, Branchiopoda, Diplostraca, Daphniidae. The transcript has 8 exons. The record is from RefSeq and is a predicted model, not a curated record. Gene Ontology annotation, cellular component: nuclear envelope. Bases 213 to 1733 code for a protein of 506 amino acids.